This is a messenger RNA of Eucalyptus grandis, 1349 nucleotides long. Its product is annotated as probable xyloglucan endotransglucosylase/hydrolase protein 30. The record is from RefSeq and is a predicted model, not a curated record. Lineage: Eukaryota; Viridiplantae; Streptophyta; Magnoliopsida; Myrtales; Myrtaceae. Gene Ontology annotation, cellular component: cell wall; apoplast. Gene Ontology annotation, biological process: cell wall biogenesis; xyloglucan metabolic process. The transcript is spliced from 4 exons. Bases 64 to 1131 code for a protein of 355 amino acids. Gene Ontology annotation, molecular function: hydrolase activity, hydrolyzing O-glycosyl compounds; xyloglucan:xyloglucosyl transferase activity.
GAUAGAAAGCAAAGGCCGCGGACGGAGGAGAGAGAGAGAGAAAAAGUCUCAAAGACAAAAGCCAUGGAUCGUCAUCCUCCUCCUCAUUCCCGUCGCUUCUCUCUCUACCAACCACCUUCCUAUUUUUCUCUCUCCCUCCUCUCCAUCUUCAUCUUCUUCUGCUUCCUUUCCACGUCCGAUGCCGCCUUCGACGUCACCCCCAUCUCCUUCGACGAGGGCUACCGGCCUCUCUUCGGCGACGGCAACGUCGUCCGCUCCCCCGCCGGCGACGGCGUCCGCAUCCUCCUGGACCGCUUCACCGGAUCCGGGUUCAUUUCUUCCGAUAUGUAUCAACAUGGGUUCUUCAGCGCGAAGAUCAAGUUGCCGUCCGACUACACCGCCGGCGUUGUCGUCGCUUUCUAUACGUCGAACGGCGACGUGUUCGAGAAGACGCACGACGAGCUGGACAUAGAGUUCCUGGGCAACAUAAGGGGCAAGCCAUGGAGGUUUCAGACCAACGUCUACGGGAACGGGAGCACGAGCCGCGGGAGGGAAGAGCGGUACACGCUCUGGUUCGAUCCCACCAAGGAAUACCAUCGCUACAGCAUCCUCUGGACCGCCAACAAGAUCAUAUUUUAUGUGGAUGAAGUGCCCAUUAGAGAGAUAGUGAAAAGUGAGGCAAUGGGUGGUGACUUCCCAUCGAAGCCCAUGUCCCUCUACGCCACCAUUUGGGACGCCUCCGACUGGGCGACCUCCGGUGGCCGAUACAAAGUCAAUUACAAGUACGCACCAUUUGUGGCUGAGUUCAAGGACCUCGUCCUCGAGGGCUGCAUGGCCGACCCAAUCCGGCAACUCCCGGCCUCGGGCUGCCAUGCGAAGGAUGCCCAGCUUGAGGCCAGGGACUUCGCCACCAUCACGUCGUCCCAGCGCCGCGCCAUGCGCCGGUUCCGCGAGCGGUACAUGUACUACUCCUACUGCUACGACACUCUGCGGUACCCUGUCCCACCGCCAGAGUGCAUGAUCAUCCCAUCGGAGAAGGCACGGUUCAAGGACACUGGGAGGCUCAAGUUUGGCGGCAGCCACAAGCGCCGGUCAAGGCGGAGGGAGCGGAUCCCAGCUGCGUCAGUCUCGGAUAAUCAGGCCUCUAUGUGAUGGGUCAUACAAUAAUCAUAUAUGUAAAUUGGCUUCACUCUCUUAUAGAAAUUUGUGGAAUAAUUGAGGGGAUGAUAUAGUUUGGUCCGUGAAUAUAUUCUUUUCAUUCUUUGUGUGGAUAUGUGUACGGUUGCCUCGAUUAAAUAAUCUCCAAAGAUAGAUUUCGAUUUGCCUCUAGUUGGAGGGAAUAUAUUCUAAUUGAGCGAUGUUAGUCCCAA